AUGGCUUAUGUUUCUAAUCUUACCUGCAUCUUCUCAGCCCUAAUCCUUCACAAUGAUGAGGUCACCAUCACAGAGGAUAAGAUCAAUACCCUCAUUAAAGCAGCUACUGUAAUUAUUGAAUCCUUCUGGCCUGACAUGUUUGCAAAAUCCCUGGCCGACAUCAAUACUGGGAAACUCAGCAGCGUUAUAGGGACUGGUGGACCUGCCCCAGUGGCAGAUGCUCCACCAGCAGGAGGUCCUGCCCCUUCCAGCACCAUUGCCCCAGAUAAGGAGAAGAAAGUUGAAGCACAGAAAGAAGACUGA
Messenger RNA from Choloepus didactylus (southern two-toed sloth), 303 nucleotides. RefSeq names its product 60S acidic ribosomal protein P1-like. Lineage: Eukaryota; Metazoa; Chordata; Mammalia; Pilosa; Megalonychidae. The coding region runs from base 1 to 303 and encodes 100 amino acids. Gene Ontology annotation, molecular function: protein kinase activator activity; ribonucleoprotein complex binding; structural constituent of ribosome. Gene Ontology annotation, cellular component: cytosolic large ribosomal subunit. Gene Ontology annotation, biological process: cytoplasmic translation. The record is from RefSeq and is a predicted model, not a curated record. The transcript has a single exon.